CACGGCGCGUUGCGCAGUCUCCCUGGCAGCAGCUGAGGCCGUUUUGUCGAAGAUGGCGGAUUCGCUGACAGGUCUGGGCGAGGAAAAGGAAAAAGAAAAGGAAGACAAGGAGAGAGAUACCAAGACUAACAAUGCGGAGCAGAAUAAACAGAAAGAGGGAGUUAACGAAACGCUUGGGUUACAUGAGAAAAAUGGCGGUACUAGAGGCGAAAAAGGGAACCUGUCAGACCUUUCUCUAAUCAGGUUUAUAACCACCGAGCUAACAAGAGGCUACUUUCUUGAACAUAACGAGGCCAAAUACACAGAGCGUAGAGAGAGGGUGUACACCUGCCUCCGCAUACCCAAGGAGCUGGAGAAGCUGAUGACUUUCGGCUUCUUCCUCUGUCUGGAUACGUUUCUCUACGUGUUCACCCUGCUGCCCCUGCGGGUGAUUCUGGCCCUUUUACGAGUCAUAACUGUGCCGUGCUGCGGCCUCGGUGGCUCCCGCUUGCUCCAGCCGGCCCAAGUGUGUGACGUCCUGAAGGGCUUCAUCAUGGUGCUGUGUUACUCAAUGAUGAGCUACGUAGAUUAUGCCAUGAUGUACCACCUCAUACGGGGGCAAUCUGUCAUCAAACUCUACAUCAUCUACAAUAUGUUAGAGGUUGCAGAUCGCCUUUUCUCUUCUUUUGGCCAAGACAUCCUGGAUGCCCUGUACUGGACAGCAACUGAGCCAAAGGAGAAGAAGAGAGCGCCUAUAGGAGUUAUUCCUCACUUCUUAAUGGCUGUGCUCUACGUCUUCCUUCAUGCCCUUCUUAUCAUGGUUCAGGCUACAACACUAAACGUUGCAUUCAACUCCCAUAACAAGUCUCUGCUCACCAUAAUGAUGUCAAACAAUUUUGUUGAAAUCAAAGGAAGUGUGUUUAAGAAGUUUGAAAAGAACAACCUCUUCCAGAUGUCUAACAGCGACAUAAAGGAGAGGUUCACCAACUAUAUCCUUCUGCUCAUCGUGUGUCUGAGAAACAUGGAGCAGUUUUCAUGGAAUCCCGACCACUUCUGGGUCCUCUUCCCAGACGUACUCAUGGUAAUAACCUCAGAGGUCGCCGUGGAUGUUGUCAAGCAUGCCUUUAUCACCAAAUUCAAUGACAUCAGCGCUGAUGUAUAUGGAGAAUACAGAGCCAGCUUGGCCUUCGACCUCGUCAGUAGUCGACAGAAAAAUGCUUACACCGACUACAGCGACUCGGUGUCCAGAAGAAUGGGCUUCAUCCCACUUCCUUUAGCUUUGCUGCUGGUUAGAGUCGUGACAAGCUCAGUGAAGAUCCAGGGUUCACUUUCCUUCAUGUGUGUGCUGCUGUUUUACUUGGGGAUGAUCACUUUAAAGGUUCUCAACAGCAUCGUUCUCCUGGGAACGUCUUGCAUGUUUGUCAAAGAGGCCAAGAUGGAAGAAAAACUAUUCGACCCUCCUCCUUCGGUCUCCUCCAGCCGUGCAAACUCCAGAGCCAACCGCGCCAAAAAUGCUCAAGCUACACCUCAACAAGAGAUUACGUCAGACAAAGCAGGAGUAUCACCGGCAUCGGGCAUUUCUCUACUCACAGAUAAACCAGAGAGCGCCUCCUCCACAAUCCUAAAGAGUGACUCAGACACAUUCCUGACAACACUGGAUGAGGACGAAGAAGACAAAGUCAUCAACACUGACACAGGACUGGAGGAAGAUGGGCUUAAACUCAGAACACCCAAGAAAGACUUAUUGGAGAUAGACCGAUUCACCAUCUGUGGGAACCGGAUAGACUGAACG
Messenger RNA from Cyprinodon tularosa, 1771 nucleotides. RefSeq names its product transmembrane anterior posterior transformation 1b (gene tapt1b). Lineage: Eukaryota; Metazoa; Chordata; Actinopteri; Cyprinodontiformes; Cyprinodontidae. Gene Ontology annotation, biological process: maintenance of protein localization in endoplasmic reticulum; positive regulation of cilium assembly. Gene Ontology annotation, cellular component: endoplasmic reticulum membrane; ciliary basal body. The transcript has 14 exons. The record is from RefSeq and is a predicted model, not a curated record. Bases 53 to 1768 code for a protein of 571 amino acids.